AUGGCGGAGACGAUAGUCACCCCGCCUCUAGACCAAGGUGUCGGAUAUGGCAUCGUCCUUGGCCUGGGCUUUGGGUUUGCCCUUGGAAUGAUCCUAGUUACUUUCAUCCUCAAGCGAUAUAACUCGGAACUCCAGACUUCUGAAAUGUUUACUACUGCUGGUCGCACAGUUAAAAGUGGCUUGGUCGGAUCCGCCGUCGUAUCUUCUUGGACGUGGGCAGCUACACUACUACAGAGUUCGGGUGUCUGCUAUAGGUAUGGUGUCUCCGGUCCAUUUUGGUACGCGUCGGGAGCGACAGUUCAGAUUCUCCUUUUCGCGACAUUAGCUAUCGAGCUAAAGCGACGCGCUCCCAAUGCGCAUACGUUUCUCGAGGUAAUUAAGGCUCGUUAUGGAACGGUCGCCCAUAUGGUCUUCAUGGUUUUUGGCCUUGUGACCAAUAUCCUCGUCAGUCUCAUGUUGGUUGUUGGUGGUUCGGCUACAGUGAGCGCUCUUACAGGAAUGCACACUAUCGCGGCUAUUUACCUUCUUCCCGUCGGCGUCAUUGCAUACACUAUGGUCGGUGGCUUGAAGGCAACGAUCUUGACUGACUGGAUCCACACCUUCAUCCUACUCAUUAUCAUUAUUAUUUUUUCAUUGACGGCCUAUGCCUCGUCUGACAGGCUUGGCUCACCAUCGGCAGUUUAUGAUCUGCUUGUCGAGGCUGCUUUCAACCAUCCGGUUGAAGGAAACGCCGAAGGCAGUUAUUUGACCAUGCGCUCGAAAGAAGGAGCCAUUUUCUUCGUUAUCAACAUCGUUGGUAACUUUGGAACUGUGUUCCUCGACAAUGGAUAUUACAACAAGGCCAUCGCUGCCUCGCCAGUCCAUGCUCUACCUGGCUACAUUAUCGGUGGUCUCAGCUGGUUCGCGAUUCCCUGGUUGACUGCUACCACUAUGGGUCUAUCUGCUCUGGCUUUAGAGGACACACCGGCAUUUCCGACGUACCCUAACCGCAUGUCUGAUGCGGAUGUAUCAGCCGGACUUGUGCUGCCGUACGCCGCCGUUGCUCUGCUCGGAAAAGGAGGCGCGGUCGCUACGCUUCUUAUCGUCUUCAUGGCUGUCACUUCAGCCACUUCGUCCGAACUGAUCGCCGUCUCCUCUAUCUUCACUUACGAUCUCUACCGUACCUACUUCAAGCCCGACGCUAGCGGCCGACGCCUCAUCUACAUGUCUCACGUCAUCGUUGUAGCAUAUGCCCUGUUCAUCUCCUCGUUCUCCGUCGGUCUCUAUUACGCGGGAAUCUCGAUGGGCUACCUAUACCUCAUGAUGGGUUGUAUCAUUUCAUCGGCCGUGAUACCCGCUACCUUGACUUUGGUCUGGAAGGGACAGAACAAAUGGGCCGCAGCACUAUCUCCAAUCUUCGGACUCGCCUUCUCCUUGAUCGCAUGGCUUGUCACCGCUCACAAAGAAUGUGGCUCUUUAGAUGUGGAAUGCACGGGAUCGAACAAUCCUAUGCUUGCAGGAAAUGUUACCGCACUUCUGUCUCCUCUUGCCCUCAUCCCCAUCUUCACUCUCAUCUUCGGAAUGGACAAUUACGACUGGAAGUCGAUGAUGGAAAUUCGCAGGGGCGAUGAUCACGACCUCGCCGCUACGGCAGGCGUGGACCUCGAGCAGACGGUUGGCGGGCACGAGGAGACAGCAAACGAAUUCGCCGAUGAGCAGUCGAAGCUGAUGCGCGCAAGCAAGAUCUCCAAAUGGACGACGGCGGGGCUGACGCUCGCGUUCCUGGUCCUGUGGCCUUUCCCGAUGUACGGCAGCAGCUACGUGUUCUCCAAGCCCUUCUUCACCGGCUGGGUCACCGUAGGCAUCAUUUGGAUCUUCUGCUCUCUCGGCGCUGUCGGACUGUUCCCCGUCUUCGAGGGACGGCUGACACUUGUGAGGACUUUCAAGGCCAUUGUCCUUGAUCUGUCGGGGAAGAAGCACGUUACGGCUAUCCGAUCGGAAAACGAGGGAGCGGCGGCUAUUGAUGGGAAGGCGGCGUCAGGUGACGAGACACCCCCCGUCGCAAACGAGCCUCUCAAGACGGAGACGGACGAAAAAGCGGAGUAGAUUCCAUGGUGUUGAGUUGAGAGGUGUUUGGGGGAUUUUGGAGUGAUUUAUUGAAGAAAAAAAAGAUACCCUUUAUAUGUUAGGAAGCUAGAAGCGAGAUUAGUUGACAUUUGUAAUUUAUAAAUCUAAUAACUCCAACGAUCGCCCUUGUCCACAUAAUCCGUGAGCUAGUCGUUCUAGAAAAAGACUAUGUGUUUAGUAAAACUUGGGGUAGCCAGUUUAGUAUAUUCGCCCGCCGCUAUUCACAAUAUUGAAGUCGCUCACCGUAGGUACCUAAGAGUUCAAUGGGGGAAAUUCAGGACAAGAAUUUCGAAAAUAGACCCCUCCUUCAAUGUCCUUCAUUCUGCCUUUCGUCUCUCAUCACCUUUAACCCAACCCGUUUAUUCAGGGUUAGUAAUAUUGUAGUCAGGCAGUAUGUUCCCACGGCUAUCGCUCAUCUCCUCGGGGUUCAUUGGCAAGCAGUUAUUCGUCUCCAAAGAUAAUGCAUUAUUCAACCCAGCGCUCACCGGUCAUUCCUGAACCCUCCCAAGUCAGAUCUUAACUUAUGCGCCUACUCAUAUCAUACCCCUCAAUGUUGGUCAAUGUCGGGAUAAGCACG
Messenger RNA from Annulohypoxylon truncatum, 2683 nucleotides. RefSeq names its product Na+/solute symporter. The transcript has 3 exons. Gene Ontology annotation, molecular function: urea transmembrane transporter activity; spermidine transmembrane transporter activity; putrescine transmembrane transporter activity. The record is from RefSeq and is a predicted model, not a curated record. Gene Ontology annotation, biological process: spermidine transport; putrescine transport; urea transmembrane transport. Bases 1 to 2085 code for a protein of 694 amino acids. Gene Ontology annotation, cellular component: plasma membrane. NCBI's taxonomy places the organism in Eukaryota, Fungi, Ascomycota, Sordariomycetes, Xylariales, Hypoxylaceae.